CCUGGUCUAAGACUGACCCAGUGUUUGUUUACUUGCCUAGGAGGGCAGCUUGUGUUUUGCGAUUCUCGAAAUUCACCGAGAAUAUCACCAAAAUCACGGAUAAAACAUGGUGUCCGCCAAGGAGUUGAUAUCCGUGCUUAAAGCUGACGGCUGGAGUUUAGAUCAAGAGGGCAUUGAAAACUUAUUGGAAGGCAGCAACUUUAAUAUUCAACAAGCUACAAAUGAAGUACUUAAUAGUGAUCUGAAAGAUGUUGGCGCUGGUUCUCUCAGUGAGGAUUUGCUCAAGGGGAAGAAGAAUUCAUUGUCAGUCCCCUUGGUACUCCAAGUUGCCAAGAUGAGAAAUGUUUCUGCACCCAAGGCAUUUGAGGAGUCAGGUGGUGCCCCUAGGAUGUUGAGAGUUUCCCUUACUGAUGGGUCUAACAUAGUGCAGGGGCUUGAGGUGCAGAAUAUCAAGACCCUCAGUUUAAAAACAGCACCCGGGACUAAAGUUCGUCUGAAUGGAAAGGUUCCAGUGAGUGGUGGUUUCUUGCUGCUCACUCCUAACAACAUCAGUGUAAUUGGUGGCACUGUUCAAGAACUUUAUGAAAAGUGGAAGCUCUCUGCUAGCGUCUCCAAGUACAGCCGUGGAGUCUGUGCUGCUGAUGGGUCGGGGCCACCUCCUUGGGUCCCAUUUGGAAAGCGCAUUGUUAAAAAUCCCACAGAGAUGCAGAAAUUCAAGUCUUUAAAAGAUCCUGAGGGAAAGGAAAAGACUGAUGGAGAAUUUGAAAACCAGAGGAAACAAGUUGUGAAAGAGUUGUCAAAGGAAGGAAAUAUAAAGGUAUUUGGAGGUGGUAAGCAGAUGCUAGAUGCCAAUGUACAGAAAGUUGUGAAUGCAGGAUUCUCUCUUGAUGUUGCUGAGUGGGCUCUCAGGAACAGCAAGAAUGACCCAGUUAAGGCCAUCAGGGAACUACGAGCUGCUGCCACUGGUCAGCCUUCUCCUCCUGAACGCAACAAUUAUUGGGAAGAGUCUGAAGAGAGAAGUGCAGGUGGACGUCGUGGGCGAGGUGGCAGAGGGCGAGGCAAGGGAAAGGGAAGAGGCGGAGGAGGGCCAGAUGACAGCGAUGAUGAUGUUGAGCCUCCACCCAACAUGCCUCGACCAUCAGGCCCAGCUUCACUUUUUGAUUUCUUUGACACCAAAAUGAUUGAAAAGAAGGAGACAGUAAGUUUUGUGGAGCCUGUUGCUGAUGUGAGAGGUCCUGCUUAUAAUCAACCGGGUAGAGGAAGUGACCGUAGAGGCCGAGGGAUGGGAUACCAAAGGGGCCGUGGGAACCGAGGAGGCUACAGCAACCGGGGGACUGUCAAUGGCAGUGUUACACCUCCUGACAUGACUACUGGAAACUGGCCUGCACCAGGAGAGGAGAGAGCUCCUUCAAGCACCAGAAGCUACCUUGAGAGUAAAGAGAUGAUGGAGGAAAAAGAGAAGCAAGACAACUCAAGAAAGCCUCCUGUACGAACUGGAUCAGGUUCAGCACGAGGAUAUUACUCAAACUAUAAUCAGGAGAAAGGACAGAGCUAUGGGAGAGAGGAUGGGAGACAAAAAGGAGAUGGGUAUUAUGCAAGGGACUCAGACUACAGGGAUGGUGGUGCCAGAGGGAAUAGAGACUAUUAUACACAAGAAAGAGGUGGGCGCAGAGGACGUAGUGGAGGAAACUACAGAGGAAGUGGGAGGGGCAAUAAUUAUACAAGUGGUGGAAGCUAUGGAGCAGGAGAGAGUGGAAUCAGUGGCAAUUACAGUGAAGACUGCAGAGGUGGACGAGGAAACAAUAGUAAUAAUCCCCGCGGUAAUAGUGUAAACUACAGCAAUUACAGAGAUGCUAAUUACAGUGGGGCAAAUGACAGUAGGAGUAGCAGUUACCAAGGUAAUGGAAGUAGUUACAGUGAUAACAGGAAUAGGGGAGACAACAAUGCUUACUAUGGUGGCAGACAUGACCAUUAUAGUAGCAGACAAGGAAGCUAUUGUAAUGACAAUAGCUACAGUGGAGGAAGAGGAGGCAAUUGGAAUAGUGGCAGAGGUGGAAGAUCAACAGAAUACUCAGCCAAAGAACUAGAGAUGAUCCAAGAUUUUCAGCACAGCAUGACAUUGUCUGGACAUUAUCAACAAGGUUAUGACAAGGUUACAAAUUAUGGAAGGAAUGAGGGAGGCAAUGAUUAUUCCAACUUUGUUGGAACUUUGGAAUUCCAUCGCGGUGGACGAGGUGGAGGCAGAAGAGGCCGAGGAAACUACUACUAACAGUUGGUUGAGGCAGGAUAGGCCAAGGAAGUUGCUAAUAACUUUUGGGAUAGUUGUUGGAAAGGUUUAUCUCUAACUUUAAUUAAAAUAGUUGGUACCAAAAAAAAUAUUUGCAGUUCUUGUACUUUUGAUAAAUGGUGAUGCAAUAAUAAUUACUGUAAAUAAAGGUUAUAGUAAUGAAAUGUAACAUUGAGAAAAUUGUAUAUUCACAAAAUUAGUAACGUGGCAGGCGAUUUUUCCAUACACAUUUUAUAGUAUUGUCAAUUGCUGGUAUUUGUAAAAAUGUGAAAAAAAAAAAAUAAAUAAAAAAAAUUAUUGCAUUUGCUAUGACUGUGGUAGGUUUCUCUUUAGUGAAUUUUAUAGCAACUUGGUAUGUUGCCCUUUGGGGGAUAUAAUUGUUUUUGUGUAAUUUAAAACUUACUCAUUUAGAGGCUGAAUUAUCUUUGAAUGCAGGAUAUGUUUAAGAUGCUUGUGUUACUAAAGAUCAAUUUGUUUCAUAUAAA
Molecule: messenger RNA, 2772 nt
Organism: Scylla paramamosain (green mud crab)
Lineage: Eukaryota; Metazoa; Arthropoda; Malacostraca; Decapoda; Portunidae
Product: tudor domain-containing protein 3-like
Exons: 12
Coding region: 107-2269 (720 amino acids)
Cellular component (GO): nucleus
Source: RefSeq, a predicted model, not a curated record